Ylistrum balloti is the source of this 2004-nucleotide messenger RNA. Its product is annotated as SKI family transcriptional corepressor 1-like. Gene Ontology annotation, cellular component: nucleus; transcription regulator complex. The record is from RefSeq and is a predicted model, not a curated record. Lineage: Eukaryota; Metazoa; Mollusca; Bivalvia; Pectinida; Pectinidae. The coding region runs from base 1 to 2004 and encodes 667 amino acids. Gene Ontology annotation, biological process: negative regulation of BMP signaling pathway; negative regulation of transcription by RNA polymerase II. Gene Ontology annotation, molecular function: SMAD binding; DNA-binding transcription factor activity, RNA polymerase II-specific; RNA polymerase II cis-regulatory region sequence-specific DNA binding. The transcript has 9 exons.
AUGGUCACAAUCAUGAAUGACUCUAGCAGAGACGGAUCACCACUGAUUUCGGAGGAUAUUAGCAGUAAUACUACAACUAUGGACAAAGACAAUGCUGAUAUGUCGUCUCUUCUCCCCGAAGUUCUCGCACAGACACAUUUGCGACUGGCAAACGGGACAUACGUUCGUCAAAAUCACGUAGGCAGUGUCAUUCUCCAGGGUGUUCCCAUUGUAUCCCUCUUCAUCGACCAAAAAGAAAGACUUUGUCUCGCCCAGAUUAGUAACACUCUGCUUAAGAAUUACAGUUAUAAUGAAAUACAUAAUAGGCGCGUGGCUUUGGGUAUCACUUGUGUACAAUGUACACCCGUACAACUUGAAAUCCUGAGGAGGGCUGGGGCGAUGCCCAUAUCUUCCCGUCGCUGUGGUAUGAUCACACUGAGAGAGGCGGAAAGGUUGGUCAAAUCUUUUUUGGAAGACAAUUCACCCCCAAAGUUACCCGAAAACUUUCGUUUCGACGUAAAACACGAGUGUGGUUGGGGUUGCACAGGCCAGUUUGAGCCAUCACGAUACAAUAGCUCAAGAGCAAAAUGCAUCAAGUGUGUUGUUUGUAAUGCAUACUUCUCCCCGAAUAAAUUCAUAUUUCACUUUCAUCGCACACCCGAUUCUAAAUAUAAUCACCCUGAUGCUGCUAACUUUAAUUCAUGGAGACGCCACCUGAAACUUUGCGAUCCAUGUGAAAAGGACGAUAUAACCUGUGCAUGGGAAGAUGUAAAGGCUAUGUUUAAUGGCGGAAACCGGAAGCGAGUCAUGUCAAGUAGCCAUGGAAGCUCGAGUCGUGUUUUACCCUCAAAGUUAGAGCCGUCAGAAAAGAAAACUCGACUUCGACUUGACGACUGUGUUGUAAACAAACCGAUGUAUCCGUCUCCAUAUUCACCCUUUCCACUGCUGUCGCUGCCAGGGAAACCAUAUCAGUUUGGUCAGCUAAACCAUUCACCCCCUUUUAGCUUGGGUUUACCAUUCAAUAAAGAAAGUGGCAUUGAUACCACAAAGGCAGCCUCUUUACAAAGUACCUCAUGGGGUAUACACGGGGUUCUGCCUACUUAUAACAUGUUGUGGAACUCUCAGAUGAGCGCCCAUCACCGCAAUGGUAUCAGGGGCGCUAUGUACCCUUUUAAGAAUAUCAACAAUCAAGACGUGGUUGAUAUGUAUGAUAAUGGUAAUGACAAUGACCUUUCGUCUCCAGAUCAUAGUCCUUCAUAUAACAAUUCGGAUGGAGAGAGGUUCUCUGCCUUCAGGUUGGUGAAAAAACCUGAUGAUCAACUUGAUAGUGCUAGAAAUAGUGAUAGAGACGACGACGACGAUUCAGACGAUGAAAUUGAUAUCACUGAUGAGGGAAGAAAUGAAGACAAAGAAGACCUACAGCACGAUACUAGCAGCGAGGAAGUUGAUAAUGUCUGUAGCCCUGCUGGUUCUAGAUACAGUGAGAAAAGCAAUGGCAUUGUGUACUCACCAGAGUUCACAAUUACUAAAGAAACACCGGAGGACAGGAAGGAUAAUCAGGAACCCUCGGCCGAAGAUGACGUUACGACAAAAAACAGCAAUGAGCUUUGUCAGAAUCGAGACGAACCGACAUUUGAGGCAGACAAAAAUUUCAAUGACGGUGAGGCCGACCAUACAGAGAAGGCAGCUGACGAUAUCAAUCUAUCUAAAGAAGAACUGCAGAUGAAGUUACGGAAAGAGAUCGAUACAAGAAGAAAAAUAGAAAAAGAUAUUGAGCUAAUGAAAGAAACAUUUAAAGAAGAGGUUAACAGAGAACAUAACUACAGGGAUGAAAUAACACAACAACUACAAAUAGUUAGAGAUACGCUGACAAGUGAACUUGAGCAGGAACGACAAGUGCGGUUUUCUCUGCAACAAAAAUUGAAAGAAGCACAUGACGCUCUCCACAAUUUUUCAUGUAAAAUGCUAGCCUCUCGUCAGUGUGACGAGUGUACCUUUAAAGAAGGCGAAAUUCCAAGACAGUGA